AUGAUGCUCGCACAGGACUCGUUGCCGCUGAUUGCGACACUUAGCGGUGUUUCACUCCAUACUUUCGUAUACAGGUUUGGGGAAUGGGACACGACUUCUAUGCUCCUGGUGCAAAUCUAUACCUUCAUCUUUGUGGGCGGCAACUUAACAGCUUACCUUAAUUUAUUGACAUGGACUGGGCUCAGACUCUCGCCCGCGGCUUUCUGGAGCCUCUUCUGCUACCAUAUCUUGGGUAUCUACUGUAGCAUGCUCGCUUAUCGAUUAUUGCUCCAUAGGCUCCGCAGGUUUCCUGGCCCAUUCUUUGGCCGUCUGACGAAUCUCUAUGCGACGACAUUAACAGUAAAUCUACAGAAGCCUCAAGAAGUCCAAAAGCUUCAUCGUGAAUAUGGCGACUACGUCAGGUUGGGUCCUGGCCAUCUAUCCAUUGCAGAUCCAGAGGCAGUGCAGGUAAUAUAUGGUACCCAGUCUCCUGUGACCAAAGGCCCGUGGUAUACAGUACUGGAACCGCGCGUACCUCUCGUCAUGGUGAGAGAUAAGCAAGAGCAUGCACGCCGGCGGAAGGUUUGGGAUCAGGGGUUUAGCACCAAAGCACUCCGCGAAUACGAGCCCAGAGUAUCAAAAUACACCGACAAUCUUCUCCAAGUCAUUCAUAAAAACGCCGGGAAGCCAAUAGAUGUCGCCCGGUGGUUCAUGUAUUUUUCCUUCGACGUCAUGGUCGAUCUUUCCUUUGGCAAAGCUUCUAACAUGCUGGUUGAUGGGAAAGAGUCUUACAUUCUGCGGACAAUCCGCACAGACAUGGCCAAGAUUGCUUAUUUCAGCCAUUUGGCUUGGCUUUUCCCGUUCACCAAAAGACUGCCAUUUUUGAACGGCAACCUCCUCCGCCUUUGGCAAUGGAUAGCUGAGCAAGUCUCCGAGAGGGCUCAGUGCGAACCUGAACGACCCGACGUCUUUUCCUGGAUUCUUAAUCAUUACCGCCAGGGACCCAAGUCACACCAAGACACACUGAAUCUACACGGAGAUGCCCAUCUGAUAGUCGUGGCCGGAAGUGACACUGUAUCUACGACACUCACCAACGUCUUCUGCCAUCUUGCCUCCAACCCAGCGAUUACCAAAGAGCUUCAAUCUCGCCUUGACGCACUCCCAGAUCUCGAGCUUCACCGGCUGGCCCAGAUUGACUUGCUUGACGCUAUUCUCAACGAGACAUGGCGGUUUCAGUCUCCCAAUCCGUCCGGCUUACAGCGUGUCACGCCUGCAGAAGGCCUGUCCAUUGGCGACAAGUUCAUACCCGGAAACGUCAUUGUACAGGUCCCUACGUACACUGUGUAUCGAGACAGUCGCGCAUUCGAGCGCCCCGAAGAAUUCAUUCCCGAACGAUGGACAACUCGUCCCGAGCUUGUGAAGGAUCGCUCUGCUUUUAUUCCGUUCGGCUCAGGACCCUACUCAUGUGUCGGGAAGCGACUCGCCUGGAUGGAACUGCGACGCGUCAUUGCCGUGAUACUCCAUAGUUAUGAUGUUGCUUUAGCGCCAGGGCAGUCGGCCAAGGCAUUCUGGGAGGGCCAGAUGGACACUUUUACGCUUGUGACGCCGCCGUUGGAAUUGGUGUUUACGGAGAGAGAACAUGUUUGA
Messenger RNA from Aspergillus nomiae NRRL 13137, 1626 nucleotides. RefSeq names its product cytochrome P450. Gene Ontology annotation, molecular function: monooxygenase activity; oxidoreductase activity, acting on paired donors, with incorporation or reduction of molecular oxygen; iron ion binding. The transcript has 7 exons. Bases 1 to 1626 code for a protein of 541 amino acids. NCBI's taxonomy places the organism in Eukaryota, Fungi, Ascomycota, Eurotiomycetes, Eurotiales, Aspergillaceae. The record is from RefSeq and is a predicted model, not a curated record.